AUGGUGAAACGAAAGAGAGAUGAGCCUCGGCUAGAGGUCAAUCUACAAAAAUGGGAAAAGGAUCUCGUCCGGGGCUUGAAGCUGGCAAAGGGUUUUGAAAGGCAGAGGUACGCGAAACGACAGCGAGAGGCCGAUGCCGACAAGUCUGCGCGUCUGGAAAAGGAGAUUGCCGUUCUCAAGAGCAUUGAUCUACACCAAGUGGCACACCAGCACCUUUGCUCUUCGCUCUUGAAGAUCAAGGGCGUCGCAGAAUCGCCGAGGCUCCCCGAGACAAUCAAGCUACUACCGAAACCAACCCUGACCGAGGACGAGAAGACCGCCCUACACAAUGUCACCAGCGCCCUGUGCAACCGCAAGCAGGUCAAGGACAUCAUUGACGAGGCCGUCGUGGGUACCUGCAUGGCGCUGAGGGUUCCCAUGCCCGAGAAAAAGGGCAAGGGCAAGGGAAAGAAGAAUGGCAACGCCAGGGAAGAUCAGGAAGACCAGGCAGACGACGUACAAAAGAAACCUGCCAGCAAAGAGGAAAAGCCUGUCAAGUCUUCCAAGCAGGUGUCAAAGGACGAGGACGUCGAGGACUCGAACGAGUCUUGGGAAGGCUUUGGAUCCGAUGCCGAAGCCAACAAUGUCGAUGCCGACAGCGACGCCGAAGAAAAGGCCUUUUCCCGUUUUGAUGAUAUGCUGGGCGGCUCGAGCGAUGACGACGGUGGCCGCAGCGACGAUGAAGACGACGAGGAUAGCCGGGCAAGAUCUAUAAGAGGGCCGUCGGACUACUUUUCUGGUUCCUCGGCUGAAGAGGACUCGGAGGCUGAUGAUCUUGAAGAUGAAGAGAGCGAGGAUGAAGCUGAAGGCUCGGAUAGCAGCAGUGCAAUCUCGCCGCCACCGAAAAAGGUCAAGUCGAAAGCCACAAAGCCUACGCCAAUGACCUCUGGAAACUCGCAGUUUCUGCCUUCAUUAAUGGGCGGCUACAUUUCGGGCUCCGACUCCGAGGCUUCGGACCUUGAUAUUGCGCCACCCACCAAGAAGAACCGGCGCGGUCAGCGCGCGAGACAGGCAAUCUGGGAGAAAAAGUUCAAAAAGGAGGCCAAUCACGUCAAGAAGCAAGCCGAAAUGAAUAGCAGGGACCAGGGCUGGGACAUGAAAAAGGGCGCCGUGGGUGAGGAUUCGGGACCCUGGAAAAAGGGAAUCAGCAAUCCUUUUGAAAAGAAAUCUGCUCCCGAGGGCGUUCACCCCGAUCGACAGGCCAAUUUCAAUGCCAAGAGUGAGCAACCAGAGCGAAGGGCACCUCCCAAACCCCAGCAAGACCGUGGAUUCCAAGGUAGCCGAGCAGACCGACCCGCUGGCAACUUUAGAGAACGGGCUCCAAGCAACUUUCAAAGGGAUCAGCCGCAAAGACCGGCCCCCAAGCCCAAACCAAAGAAGGACGACGAUGGGCCACUACACGCCAGUUGGCAGGCUGCCAAGCAAGCAAAAGAAGCUGCUCAAAACGUCAAAUUCGAAGGAAAAAAGAUUACUUUCGACUAG
This is a messenger RNA of Pestalotiopsis fici W106-1, 1521 nucleotides long. RefSeq lists its product as uncharacterized. Gene Ontology annotation, cellular component: 90S preribosome; nucleus. NCBI's taxonomy places the organism in Eukaryota, Fungi, Ascomycota, Sordariomycetes, Amphisphaeriales, Sporocadaceae. The transcript has 2 exons. Gene Ontology annotation, biological process: maturation of SSU-rRNA. The coding region runs from base 1 to 1521 and encodes 506 amino acids. The record is from RefSeq and is a predicted model, not a curated record.